GCACCGAGCCCUCCACCCACGGCAGCUCCGGAGGCCCAGCCAGAAGUUUCCGGAAGAUCUCCAAGCCACUGAUGGAGAAGAAGCGCCGAGCACGCAUCAACGUGUCGCUGGGGCAGCUGAAGUCGCUGCUGGAGACGCACUACCCGCACCAGAUCCGGAAACGCAAACUGGAAAAGGCAGACAUCCUGGAGUUGAGCGUCAAGUACAUGAAAAGCCUUCAGAACUCGGUGCAAGGGCUCUGGCCGCUGCCCAGCGGAGCCGAGUACCCGUCGGGGUUCCGCGGCUGCCUGCCCGGCGGGAGCCCGCUCCCCCGGCGCGGCGGGGAGGGCAGCGGCGGCCUGCGCUGCCCCCUGGCGCCCGGGCGCGCGGGCGGCAGCACCACGGACAGCUCCGGCCCCGGCGCGGACGCGGCCUCGCCCGGCGGCGCCUCCCGUUUGGACGUCCCCGCGGCCUGGGCUCCGGCGCCGUCCGCCGGCGGCUCCUGGUCCCCGCCACCCCGGCUCCGCCUCCAGGCAGGUCUCCCUGGCUCCGGCACCAGCGCCCCAGCGCCCCGCAGCCGAGCCGGGAGCCCGGGGCCGGGGCCGCGCGUCUGGCGGCCCUGGUGA
Dipodomys spectabilis (banner-tailed kangaroo rat) is the source of this 605-nucleotide messenger RNA. RefSeq names its product hes family bHLH transcription factor 3 (gene Hes3). Gene Ontology annotation, cellular component: nucleus. The record is from RefSeq and is a predicted model, not a curated record. The transcript has 4 exons. Gene Ontology annotation, biological process: regulation of neurogenesis; regulation of transcription by RNA polymerase II; anterior/posterior pattern specification. Bases 72 to 605 code for a protein of 177 amino acids. Gene Ontology annotation, molecular function: DNA-binding transcription factor activity, RNA polymerase II-specific; RNA polymerase II cis-regulatory region sequence-specific DNA binding; protein dimerization activity. NCBI's taxonomy places the organism in Eukaryota, Metazoa, Chordata, Mammalia, Rodentia, Heteromyidae.